AUGACCGAGCUCAGCAGCCUGUCUCUCCCGGAGAGUCCGGGCACCCAUCAGAGGAAGCUCAUUUCUGACAUGUUUUGUCUCACUCUGAGCUCAUGUCCAGAGCGGAAGCUGCAGCUUUCGUGUACGUGCUGCUUCACGCUGGUCCUCGGCAGUGAGAGCGAGGCAGGCAGGCUGCACGCCGCUAGGAGCCCGGAGACACUUUCCCGGAGGCACGGAGCCCCGCCGCGCGGCUCUCUCGGUACUUUGGGGUCGUUUCGGUCUCUGCUUCGGGGUGUGGACUCGGGGCAGACUUGGCGGGACCGGAUCCCGGUGCGAGGCGGACUGGAGUACCCCCGAUGGUGCAUCUCCACAGGAGCGCAUAGGAGCGCAGGACGAGUCUCCCCCGAAGGUUGGGCACAGAGACCCCGAUUUGGGGGGCAAACCCAGAUGAAGAUGGAGUCGUUUACCUUCUGCAGGACUGUCCUCAUCUUCUUCAUGUUUCCGUGUGUCCAGUGCUCAGAGAGUCAGACUGCAGUGUUCCUGCCAGAGUUCGCGCUCUCACCUCAGGGCAGCUUCAUGGAGGACGCCACAGAGGAUCACUUCCUGACCUACAGAUACGACGACCAGAAGCUGUGAAGGAAAAAAUAUCCGCUACAGAACCUGCA
This is a messenger RNA of Neolamprologus brichardi, 644 nucleotides long. The record is from RefSeq and is a predicted model, not a curated record. NCBI's taxonomy places the organism in Eukaryota, Metazoa, Chordata, Actinopteri, Cichliformes, Cichlidae.